CAAUAGACCUUUGUCGCCAAUCUUCUUAAUCCAAAAGGUCCAAGCAAAGGGCAGUGUCAAGAAACCAUUUUCACGAAGGAAGUUUUCUUCUUUGAUCUUCGCUUCUAUUUUGAGUGAUCGAAGGGAGAAAAUGGUGAGGCCUCCUUGUUGUGAGAAAGGGGGAGUGAAGAAAGGGCCGUGGACUCCUGAAGAAGACAUCAUUUUGGUCACUUACAUUCAAGAACAUGGUCCUGGCAACUGGAGAGCUGUUCCCGUCAACACUGGGUUACUUAGAUGCAGCAAAAGUUGCAGGCUUAGAUGGACAAACUAUUUAAGGCCAGGGAUCAAAAGAGGCAAUUUCACGCAACAUGAAGAAAAGAUGAUCAUCCAUCUCCAAGCCCUCCUAGGCAACAGAUGGGCUGCGAUAGCGUCAUAUCUUCCACAGAGAACAGACAACGACAUCAAGAACUAUUGGAAUACCCAUCUGAAGAAGAAGCUCAACAAAAUCCGACAAACUCCUCAAGAACUCGACCGGUCCAAUAAAGACCGUUUCUCCUCAUCUUCUUCGCCUUCGUCUUCCUCUGCUAACUCAAAUUCGAACAUCUCGAGAGGCCAAUGGGAGAGGCGCCUUCAAACCGACAUCCACACGGCGAGAAAGGCUCUCUACGAGGCCUUGUCCCCCGCCGUACCCAUCUCUGCCGUUGCUACUGCCACUUCUUCCUCCUCGGAAUCUAAACACUCUAAUUCAGCCAGCGGGUUUCUUUGUACGCAAGAAAGAUCAAGCACAUACGCCUCGAGCACCGAGAACAUUGCCAAGCUGCUCAAAGGGUGGGUCAAGAACUCAACCAAGACCCAGAAUGCUCCGAGCCAAAUUGCUUCGAGCGAUUUCGACUCCAAAGAGGAGAUCAAGAACGAAGCCGGGGCCGAAUGCAGAGGGGCAUUUCAGUCAUUUCCAGGGCUGGAACCUUACCAGUCUGCAGUUUCGCCCGAUGAAACCAAACCAAUCCAAAGCCAGUGGUCUCUGUUCGAGAAGUGGCUGUUUGAGGAUUCUGGUGGAGGGAUCGGCGAUAUUCUGUUUGAAGAAAACCCUAAUUUCUUCUGAGAGCUUGGUCAACCUCGGAUCUAAUUUAAAUUAGGGUUCCUUUUCUUGGUUCUGGUUUCUGAAAUUAACUCUGCUAGAUCGUCUUUUGGGUUCAAUCGUCAAUAAUUUUACUGUUUUUCGUCCGAUGUGGGGGUUCUUUUACAGCGGGAUUGAGAAAGCUAAGGGAGAGGAAUACAUUAUUGUAAAUUCCUA
Molecule: messenger RNA, 1273 nt
Organism: Tarenaya hassleriana
Lineage: Eukaryota; Viridiplantae; Streptophyta; Magnoliopsida; Brassicales; Cleomaceae
Product: transcription factor MYB30
Exons: 3
Coding region: 131-1081 (316 amino acids)
Biological process (GO): response to auxin
Source: RefSeq, a predicted model, not a curated record